Raphanus sativus (radish) is the source of this 1731-nucleotide messenger RNA. RefSeq lists its product as uncharacterized. The transcript has 5 exons. The record is from RefSeq and is a predicted model, not a curated record. Bases 1 to 1731 code for a protein of 576 amino acids. NCBI's taxonomy places the organism in Eukaryota, Viridiplantae, Streptophyta, Magnoliopsida, Brassicales, Brassicaceae.
AUGUUCAUCGUACUCCACCGUUCUUCUUCGACUGGUUCUCUACCAGUACCAGCUUCCUCAAUUGGUUUUGAUGGGUUUGUUGCCACUGACGUAAAGUCUCCAUCAAACCAAAACUCAGGCCAAAACCCACAUGUUAAGGGUUUGGUCGGAUUAGAACCUCCAAAGAUUGAUGCUCUUGUGGAAAGUGUAACUCAAGUUGAGAACUACAAAGAUGUAAGAGGAGAAGCUGUUAAUGAAGUCUCUACUGCCUCAGCUGUUCAUGUUGAUUCAAUCAUCGUGCAAAACCUAGUCACUGUUGAGGGUUCUUCUACUACAGAAAAUAUUCAAAAUUCUGAUAACUAUCAUCCCCAUCUCACUGGCCUUCUCUUUCUGUUAGCCAAAGUCGCUCUGCAAACAAACAUACUAGAACCUCAAUUGGCAAACAGAGUUACUAACAAAGCUCUGGUCAAACCAAAGCCCCCUGCUCCUGAAGUAAAUAAAGAUGGUAAUCUUCGAUUCUCUUGGGCUGAGAAGAUGAACCCAUCUACCAGGAAUCUCUACAAAACAACAUCUCCCACGUACCUGGAAGAUGGUACUCCUGUGGUAACAAUCCCGAGCAAACUUCUCCUUCAUGGUCCUGAAAAUCAGAAAGAGUACAUUAUUGGACAGUUCCAUCGUUGUUCCACUCCGUCAGGUGGGCUCGUAAAUGCUGUAGUUAAUAGGAUUUGGGGUAAGAAAUGCAGAAUCUUUUCUAAGAAACUAGGAAUAAGCCGAAUUGCCUCUGCCCUGGGAGCUCCAAUGCUGACAAACAGACCUAGACUUGAUCCUACUCUAAUGGGUGAGACAAAAAUCUUGGUGGAAGUUGAAUUGAACAAACAAUUCCCGCAGAAGAUCGCUUUGAAUGACAAAAGAGGUACUAUAUCAUUGGUUGAUGUAGAGUAUUCAUGGAUCCCAACUAUGUGUGGUAUUUGUGGACACUUAGGCCAUAAAGACUCGAGAUGUCUGCAAAAAUUUGCUCAGCCUAGGAACAAUACUAAUUCAUCUACAGAUCAAGUGGGAGCUUCGCUUGCUUCUGCAAGUGUUUAUCCUUCUGUUUCUGUCUCUAAAGUUAAUCCAGAUGGUACAAGUAUUUCUGCUUCUGUUACUGUGGCAAGGAUUGAUUCAGCCACUAUUCCAACAGUCUCUACUCCAGUUGCUGCCCUUGCGUCAGUCAUAGGAACUCAUGUUGUUGCCGUUGCAUCAGUUACAGAACAUGUCCCUGCUUCAAUGGCUCCUUCACCUGCUGUGAAUAUUGGUUUAGUCCAUGUCCCACCCACUCCAGUCUCCACCACAGUCAUUGAAGCCAUGGAAGCAUUACCUACUACAUCAGUUGCUACUUUAAAGUCUACAUCAGUAUCUGAUGGCCAAGUACUAGCCUCUUCACCUUCAUCCUUUGUUGAGAUCCUCCCAACAACUACUGAGUCAGAACCAACUACUCCAGCCACCAUCUUUAAAGCAACAGUAGCAGCCACUCCUCCUAGCAAAUCAGUCUUGUCUGAAGAUGCUCCGCUUAAUACAGACACUGCAACUACUUUGGAAGAUUUUCCGGCCACUGAGAGUUUUUUCUUAACGCCCCCACCUGAAGCUUCAAGUGAAAUUCCACCACCCACUUUUGGAGGUUUGCCUUUUACUCCUUUCACAGGAUUACAACUGCUUGGGGAUCAAGUAGAAUUUAGAGAAGGAGUAAUCUUGAUAGUCAAGGAAAACGAAUAG